Fusarium sp. VM40 is the source of this 405-nucleotide messenger RNA. NCBI's taxonomy places the organism in Eukaryota, Fungi, Ascomycota, Sordariomycetes, Hypocreales, Nectriaceae. The record is from the annotation of a GenBank genome assembly.
AUGGCGUACGCACAGUGGGUUUACAUUCUCAUCCAAGCCAAGUUGGCUUCUGGUGAAAUCUCUGUCAAGAACGUCAAUCUCAACUGGGGAAAGUUCUUCAAGUACAACAACAAGGAUGACGAGAUCUCGACCGACGAGAUCAAGAAGAUUGUCAUUGCUACUAACAAAUCGGCCGGCAUCGCAUCGUGUGGAAGGUCUGACGCCUCUUCUGGAACGGAGGGUAGCUUGGAUCUUUAUGAUGGCGAUGUGAAGAUCUGCCAUAUCUAUUGGAGCUGCCCCUGGGGUAGCAAGACCAACACUUUCACCGUGAACGAUGUUGAUGACAACUAUAUCGUUCAGCAGACUGGGGCCAACCUGGACAGCGGCGCUCUUGGAAAUGUCACGGUCAAGGUCGCUAAGUUUUAA